Somion occarium is the source of this 1333-nucleotide messenger RNA. The record is from the annotation of a GenBank genome assembly. Lineage: Eukaryota; Fungi; Basidiomycota; Agaricomycetes; Polyporales; Cerrenaceae.
GUUGUUUCGUUUUGAAGUUACCCACCACAGUCCUCUCAAAUGAGCGAGCCGCAACCAACUCAACCACAAAGCCUACUGAGUAUCGUUGCUCAUUGCGAUAACUUCUCGGUUUCUGAAGAAAAGAUCACCCCAGGGGGUGAAAAACUCGUAUCUUGGCGUCUCACUCCAGAUCUCUCUUCUCCGGUUCUUGGUCUUCUUCGACCUUGUGUGGUAGACCAGCUCAAGCUCGAAUCUUCGAAUGUCUGGAAUUUUUCGCUUUCUGGAACCUCGGAGAGCAUAUCCUUCGCGUCUUCACUUGACACUCCUGCUAAAAGGACUCGUGUGAUGAAAGAGAUGUGCGAGCGAUGGCGAGAUACAGGACUAUGGCCUGACCAGAUUGGACCCAAGAAAUGGCGUGCAGAAAUGUAUCCAAUCUUCCGCAAUCCAUUCGGCAAACGCGAUGCACCACUAGCAGAGGAUGGUGAAGUGGAAACCGGAGACGACUCAACUAACUACGCUUUCAUGAUGGAGAGGGCGGCUUGUGCGCUCGUUGGUGUCGUUACAUAUGGUGUCCAUAUGACCGUAUAUGAAGGCGGACCUGAAGGUGAAUUCAUUGGAAAUGGCGAUGAAUUGCAAGGAUAUAGGAUCUGGGUCCCGAAACGUGCUCGCACGAAACAAACUUGGCCUGGGUACUUGGAUAAUAGUGUUGCUGGUGGUAUACCCUCAGGGCUGGGUAUAUUUGAAUCUGUCGUCAAGGAAGCAAUGGAGGAAGCCAGCAUUCCCGAAUAUAUUGUGCGUAAGCAUGCCAAGGCGACUGGCGUAAUUAGCUAUUUCUAUCGCACUGACGCGGGAUGGUUGCAACCAGAAGUGGAGUAUGUGUACCGGCUUCGAGUACCUCCUCAUGUGCCCUUGCAAUUAAAACCUUCUGAUGAGGAGGUGGAAUCGUUUGAGCUCCUGGAACUUCCAGAGGUUGAAUCCCGAAUUCGUGCAGGCUUAUUCAAACCAAACUGCGCUGUCGUCCUCAUCGACUUCAUGAUCAAUCAUGGACUUAUUACCCCUGAUAAUGAACCCGACUUCCUCGAAAUUGUUACUCGUAUUCAUGGAAGAUUCGACUACGACAGGUGGUGAGUUGGCGCAUUGAGUGUGGCCGCUGGCUCUGGUCGCCUGGUGGCAUAAAUACAAUAGAUCACAACACUAUGGAAUUAACAGCCGGAUAUUUUAUGAGACAGAGAUUUAACGAAAAGCUGACACAGAGAUCAUCAAAGAGAUACAAUGAUUUUCCUAUCUUCCCGAGAAAGUACACAGCGAUGUCACAAUAAACAACAAAAAUAUAGCAAAUUGGAAGUGGUGCAUC